AUGCCACAGCAGCUCCUGAUCACCCUGCCCACCAAGGCCAGCACCUGGGUGAAGUUGCACCAUCCAAGGAAGGCCAAGGAGGGGGCGCCCCUGUGGGAGGAUGUGACUAAAAUAUUUGAAGCAGAAGCUGUGCCAUCUCAGCAAGUUGAUGAGUCCCAGGGAGAAAGUUGCAAGGAUGAAAUGACUCCUGGGCUCCUGACAGCGGGAUCCCAGGAACUGUUAACCUUCAAGGAUGUAUCUGUGGACUUCACUCAGGAGGAGUGGGGGCAACUGGCCCUUGAUCACCAGAAUCUCUACCGGGAGGUGAUGCUGGAGAACUAUGGGAACCUGGUCUCAGUGGCAGGAUAUCAACUUUGCAAACCUGUUGUGAUUUCCCAGUUGGAGAAAGGAGAAGAACCAUGGCUGAUGGAUAAAAAGAUUUCGGGAGGUUCAUGUUCAGACUUGGAGAAUAAAACAGAAACCAAAGAAUCAACCUUAAAGAAUGAAAUUUCAUGGGAAGAAUUACAUUCUGGGCUGAUAAAGGAAAGGUCCACAAGGAGAAGCACCUUGUAUUCUACAUUGGGAAGAGUCUUAAGAUGUGAUAAAUUAGAAAGUUACCUGGAAAAACAAGGUAGAUCACCUGAGGGGCCAAUCCCCUCAAUCCAUAAGAAAAUUCUUACUCAAGAGAAAAGCCAAGAAUCUAAGCAAUUUGACAAAAAAGUUAAUUUUAGCUCAAAAAUUACCCCAGGACUAGCAGGUUCUUCAAGAACAAAAGAUCAUAAAAAUGACACCCCUGGAAAGAGAAACAAAUGCAAUUUAGAUUUGAUUAAUCAUUCAAGGAGUUAUACAAAAAUGAAAACCUUUGAAUGUAACAUUUGUGAAAAAAAUUUCAAACAACUCAUUCAUCUUACUGAACAUAUGAGAAUUCAUACUGGAGAGAAACCUUUCAGAUGUAAGGAAUGUGGAAAAGCCUUUAGCCAAAGUUCAUCCCUUAUUCCCCAUCAAAGAAUCCAUACUGGUGAGAAACCCUAUGAAUGUAAGGAAUGUGGGAAAACCUUUAGACAUCCUUCAUCCCUUACUCAACAUGUUAGAAUUCAUACUGGAGAGAAGCCCUAUGAAUGUGAGACAUGUGAGAAAGCCUUCAGCCAGAGCAUUGGACUGAUCCAGCAUCUGAGAACUCAUGUUAGAGAGAAACUAUUUACAUGCAAAGACUGUGGAAAAGCAUUUUUCCAKAUUAGACACUUGAGGCAACAUGAGAUUAUUCAUACUGGGGUGAAACCCUACAUUUGUAAUGUAUGCAAUAAAAACUUCAGCCAUAGCACAUACCUAACUCAGCACCAGAGAACUCAUACUGGAGAAAGACCAUAUAAGUGCAAGGAAUGUGGGAAAGCCUUUAGUCAGAGAAUACAUCUUUCCAUUCAUCAGAGAGUUCAUACUGGAGUGAAACCUUAUGAGUGCAGUCACUGUGGGAAAGCCUUUAGGCAUGACUCAUCCUUUGCUAAACAUCAGAGAAUUCAUACUGGAGAAAAACCUUAUGACUGUAAUGAGUGUGGGAAAGCCUUCAGUUGUAGUUCUUCACUUAUUAGACACUGCAAAACACAUUUAAGAAAUUCCUUCGGCAAUGAUACAUGA
Messenger RNA from Urocitellus parryii (Arctic ground squirrel), 1611 nucleotides. NCBI's taxonomy places the organism in Eukaryota, Metazoa, Chordata, Mammalia, Rodentia, Sciuridae. The record is from RefSeq and is a predicted model, not a curated record.